CUCUAAAUACAAAGCCAUUUGUAGCUUUCGUUAUCGAAAAUAGAAUGGGGAUCACAGUGGAGUUGUGGAGAGCUCGCAUUGGGCAGUUCAGUGGUGGGAGGGGAUCACAACCACACAGUAAAGCUCCCUCGACAAAAUAGCCUCUACACUUCAGUGAUACAGUGGGUACUACUGCAAAAGUUGUUCAAGGAGGCUUGCUUUUAUUGUUAAUUCUCAAGUUUCUGAGUUCUCACGACAAAUCACUUUUGCUAAAACGCACAAGAAAUGCUGGUCUCCUGAUGAUUGCCAUUGUUGGGUUGGUCCACUCUCUUGCCCAUCUCUUGCUGCUAGCUGGAGACAUUGAGAGCAAUCCUGGGCCACAAAUGGAUGAAGUUCUGACCCUCCAUGAGCAUCUAGAGGACGCUUGCAGCAAGCUGUUCAAGGCUCGUACAGAAUGGUUCAAUAUUGGGCUAAUUCUAGGUGUCAAUGGCAAGACUCUUACUGCUAUCCGCCAGGAGCAUUCUAGUAACCAUGGUGACUGUCUCCGAGAUAUGUUGGCUCAUCGUAUCAAAACAAUGGAUUCACUCACUUGGGGAGAUCUGUGCAAGAGUCUUAGACAUGUCACAGUAGGACCAAGGGCGUAUACAGAGAAGAGGGCAUGCAACUCGCCCAAUUCUCAGAAUCAUCCGACUUCGUAUUGAGCUAUUUUUAGAACUGCCCACAAAACGCCCACGCGUAAUCUUUGACCGCACAAGGUAAAUCAAAGUCUUUUUUAUAUCUGUGCUAGCUAGCUAGCUCGAUUGCAGCAUAGUAAAACUAGUUCUCAGCAGCAGUAUGGCUCGUACUAGCAGUGUCAAAGGCAAACCAUCCAACAGUUGCAACUCCAAGAAGAUGAAACCUAGGUACAAUAAACCUGUCUUCCUGAGUCUCUGGUACUUCUUAAGGCAUAUAGAAUUGAGACAGAGAAUUUUCAUUGCAUGUCUUACCAUUAACCAAUACAAGUUUCUAUGCAAAUUUUUUCUGGCAUGCAUAUAUUACGGGUCAUAAACGGGCACCUUUAAUUAAACGAGAAGCGUGGGUAUAAAAGGGGCGGGGCCCGACCAAAAAAAUGUCGCACGCAAAAUUUAUAAGGGAUAAAAUGGCUACUCUUUGCGCUCAGGCUGUAUCCCAGAUUCACUGCCUUUAGCAACGCUUUUAUGAGUGUAAAAGGGGCGUAUUGAACGCUUGACAUCCGCUUAGACACGUGGUCUUUUAGUCAGUAAACAGUAAGCUAGUUUGCGAUGGCUACUUCAAGGAAACGGGUGCGCUACACAAUGGACGUUCACUUCGUUGAUGAAGACAUAUGAUGAAGAGGAGAAGCAAGCGUUUCUUGGUCGCCUAAAGCACGUCCGUGAGCUGCUAAAGCCUCCUGGAAGCCCUCUGCUUGACAACUUUAGCCUGUUGAGCACACUCUGUGCUUCUGUUGAAGGUGACCCAGAUCACUCACACCCUCCCCCUACCCCUGUUACUGCAAUCAGGAGCUUUAUGAGCAACAAUGGUAUGUACAAAAACGAUACUUCCGAUGGGCAACAACUCUUUGCCACGGAGUAUCAUUGUUUCACUGACCUAGUGAAAGGGCUUGCCACGCCCUGUCCGUGUGGGGUAACUAGAAGUCCCUGGGAAGUCCAGUCAAUAGUACAGAAAGGACAUGUGGUACGAGCUCUUUUUUGCUGCCGACGCUGUAAGGUGCAGAAGAGAAAGUGGUCUAGCUCCCGUGUAUUUGGAGGACAUUAUUUGGUGAACCAGAAGGUUGUUCAUGGGUUUACUUGUGCUGGAAUUCUACCCUCCCAAUACACCCACUUUAGUCAGUUCUGUGGUUUAGGGACUGUUGGUCAAAGUUACAUCCGACAAGUGUACGGAAAGCUAGGUUACCGUGACAUUGUACAAAGGGCAGCAAACGUGAGCAUGAUGUCGGCUGUUUUUGAUGUGAAGGCCCUUCCUGAGUAUACCACCAACAAAGGAGAGUGGGUAAUCACUGAUGCCCGGCACGACUCAACAGCCAACGCAUACCACACAACUGUGCCUUGCCUGUCUGGAAGCAACAAGAAGAUACUCGGCAUAUCAACUCUCUCUCGGGCCGAACACUCCACUGCACAGACCAGAGAACUUGCGUGUACCAAGCUUGUUAUCCCUCAAGUGCAAAGCAGAGGUAUUGAAGUCAUCGAGGUAGCUCAUGAUAUGCAGGCGCAGGUCGCAAAGUACGUGUCAGACAAGUUGGGACUCAUCAAUUCCUACGACACUUGGCAUGGAACGAAGAAUGUGUCGAAGGAAAUAAAGAAAGUAACACAGGGCCUAGUUCGUGAUAGAGGGAAGGUUUGGUUUCCUGAAUUAUCAGAUAAACGAAGAAGUAUAAAGAUCCACCUGUAUUGGGCAAUGAAAAAUUGCGGAGGGUCUGCUGAGAAACUGAAGGAGAUAAUAAUGAAUAUCCCUAAUCACUACCAGAGAAUCCACACAAAUUGCCACCCUUCCUCUACUUGCCACAUGGACGACUACGAACCCAGUAGGGACAAGCUUGUUAGCAGAAAGGCUAUAGAAGCUCUCAUAAAGCAGCUCCAUACGACGUACAUUUACCGCUAUGCUAAAGAUUUCUGUUCGUGUCGUGAUACCUACUGGGUUGAGUCGUUCAACCAUCAACUCCUCACCUACCUGCCCAAGUGCAUUCACUUUUCGACUGAGACGUUCAUAAUGCGAAUGAAUUUGGCUGUCUUGGAUUGGAAUGAGAACGUCAAUCGCUCUUACACCAGUAUGAGCAAAGUGAGUGACCUUCGACGACCAGAUCGCCGCACAGCAAUGAAAGCCUUAGUGAAGAAAGGUUUUAAAUUUGUUGCUUUGCUAUGGGCAAUGUAUGUUGAACAAAACAAAGCUGAUAUGAGAGAAUUGAUCGAAGAAGAUGACGUAGUAGAGGAGCAGAAUGAUGACGUGACCUUAGAAGACGGAGUGAUGCCACCAGAAUAUUCUGACGAGUCAGAGGCUGAGGACGAUGACAUGGACGACUAACAAUUAAUGAUGACAUGGCCGACUAACAAUUAAUGAGUUUUAUUUGCUACGUAAUUGGUGUGUACAGGAUAAUUAUAAGGCAGUCACUCUCUAGAGGUGGACUCGGUUUCCAUACCAGCCUCUUCUGGCAAAUACUCAUCAGUUUCUGCCUCAAAUGUUGAUCUGUAAUAGUAAUAAGGAAUUAGUAUUUGCUUUGCUCUUGUUAGCCCCCCUAUGCUAAAUUCCUAGUCUCUUAGCAUAGUAGGCACACUAUUCCAUUUGAUAUCAAGGCCUUACCUGUAGUCACGGUAUAUGCCAUUGUGGCUGGGGUACCUCCUCCUAAUCUCCUACACAAGAGAAACAGUACAUGUACAUACCUGUAAAAUUUUAUCACUUACUAAAACUACACAUUUCGGGAUUAUUUCCCUCUUGUCAUGUAUCACUGUCCUCGUCUCCUUCCUAGCCAAAUACUCAUCAUCUACCCACACUCUCAGUGUAUUCAGCAACCUCCAGAACUUUCUGUACAGUUGAUGUCUUUUCUCAUCGUUGGCAGGAUGGGGGCCACAAAAUCCUCUUAGAAAGUCUGGAGGAAGCUGAAUCACACACGGUGAACACAGGCAGUGUAUGCAGUGAUCAAUGCCACGGAGAACUGGAGUUGCUGGGUUGUGCUGGUAACUACGAACAUGGUGCGGGUAUUCUAAUAAAAAAAUUUGACUUGUGUGUUUAUUCCUACUUUUAUGUACAUGUACCUUCUUGUGGUUCUGAGUCGUCGCUAUGAGUGUCUAGUGCUAGUGUUGCAUUCAACGUCAGCUGUACUGUUCGAUUGCCGCUUGGUUGGUUGUUCCGGAGAAAGUCGUUCAACCUGUCCACCCAAUCACUUGGAACUGCUUCCCCACUCAUUAGUAUUAGCUAAAGUAUGGAUUUGUAUGACUUUUUACAUUGUUCUAUUGUGUUCUUACUGUUAUAUCUCUAUUUCCAUCGCUGUUGGAGCUGCCAGAAGCC
Halichondria panicea is the source of this 3996-nucleotide messenger RNA. RefSeq lists its product as uncharacterized. Lineage: Eukaryota; Metazoa; Porifera; Demospongiae; Suberitida; Halichondriidae. Bases 1312 to 3015 code for a protein of 567 amino acids. The transcript has 15 exons. The record is from RefSeq and is a predicted model, not a curated record.